CGUGAUUGCAUCCUCCCCCCUUUUUGCCUGGCUUCCUUCCCCCGUCCUGUGGAGUGGAAAUGGUACAGUCCUUUCUCCAGCAGACUGGUAGCUCGGUGGAUGUUGCUGGAACGUAAGAGCAUCAGCACAGGCUGGCUGGACUGCAGCGAGCAAACCUAUCACCAGGCGGGCACAAGAGAGGCAAGAGGCGUUCUCUCUCUGCUGCUCCUAGAGCUCUGCACAAGGGUUGGUGCCCAACUGUCGGUGUCCCAAGCAGGAGAGCAUCAUCCGUGAGGCACGAUGACCCAAGGGAAGCUCUCUGUGAAUAACAAGCCUCCUAACUCCGAGGGACAGCAGGGACAGGGAGAAAAGAAGGACAAUGCAACCGCCCCCUCGGCACCCCCGACGUACGAGGAAGCAACUUCAGGGGAAAGGAUGAAAACGGAGGCAUUCUCCCCUCCACCGUCUGUGCCCCUCCACCCCAGCUGGGCUUAUGUGGAUCCCAGUGCCAGCCCAAACUACGGCAGUGGAGGGUACCCAGGGGACACGGAGCUACUCACGACCUUCAACUGGGAUGACAGAAAUGUGCGCAGAGUGUUCGUCAGAAAGGUCUAUGCCAUUCUUAUGCUCCAGCUGUCUGUCACAGUCAGCAUUGUGGCUCUCUUCACCUUCUGUGAGCCAGUCAAAGGUUAUGUCCAGUCAAACCCAGCCUGGUACUGGGCUUCCUAUGCAGUGUUCUUUGUGACAUACUUGAUCCUGGCUUGCUGCUCCGGACCCAGGAGGUAUUUUCCAUGGAACCUGAUCCUCUUGAGUAUCUUUACUCUCUCCAUGUCCUAUCUCACUGGAAUGCUCUCCAGCUAUUACAACACCAGGUCAGUUCUCUUGUGCCUCGGGAUCACAGCCUUGGUGUGUCUUUCCGUCACCAUCUUCAGCUUCCAGACCAAGUUUGACUUCACCUCCUGCCAAGGUGUCCUCUUCGUCAUGCUCAUGGUGCUGCUCUUCAGCGGGAUCAUCCUGGCCAUUCUCCUCCCCUUCCAAUACGUGCCGUGGCUCCAUGCUAUCUAUGCCGUGCUGGGUGCAAUUGUCUUUACUAUGUUCCUGGCAUUCGACACGCAGCUGCUGAUGGGGAACCGCCGGUACUCACUGAGCCCAGAGGAAUACAUCUUCGGAGCCCUCAAUAUCUACCUGGACAUCGUCUACAUCUUCUCCUUCUUCCUCCAGCUCUUUGGCUCCAGCCGGGAGUAAGUGCAGUGAGAAAGUGUCUGUCCUCGCCCGGCGAAACAGAAAAAUGUUAAAAAAAAAAAAGAGGGGAAAAUUAUAGCCAACCUUUCUGGUCCCUUUGCCAGCUCCAUUCCAUCUACUGAGCAACCCCCCUGGUUCCUUCUGCAGCCUGUACAUAUGCUGUUAACCCUUUGUGACCCAGAAAGCAAACUGGAGUGGAAAUGCUAUGCUUCCUCCCACCCCCUGAAAUCAAACCAGAGCAGGGUCGGUAGUGCCGGCAGGGCAGAAGUCUGGGCUCUCCCAUUUGCAGAGGGUUCCCCUUCUGGCUUCGGCACAUUAUUGCAUAUAGGCACGGUAUGCUGUGUGCUGCCGAGAUGCAGAGCCUGGCUGUGAAAGGGGAAAAGAUGGGGGCUGGGAAUUUGUUGGGGUCCUGGCAGGAGAACCAGCAGCUGAACAAAAGAAGGGAGUAGGUUAGGGUUCCAGGAUUGCAAAGGUAUCCACCUUCCCGCCUCCGUGCGCAAUCUGAGUCAUGUGAUUCCAGUAGAGACGCAGCCUAGAAGUGAAUGGCGCCUCUUGGUAGUCCCGCUAGCAGUCAUCCACCUGCUGCGAGAAGAGCAGCUCUCCAUCAGGGGCAGCCCCCUAAGAGACAUCCCCAGCACCCUCUAGGCCUUCCUGUGUCUCCUUUCUACCAGACCACAAAACUGAGAACCCCCUUUCCUCCCAUAAUGCCUCCCAGGCCAGGCUGAUCACUGAUGUGGGACUCACCUACCCAGCCAGCUGCCUCAGGGGAUGAGUAGAUUGGAGCUGUCUAAGGGAUGGGCCCCAGGCGGGAUUGCAAACAGGUGUCAAGGGGUCAUGAUACCAGCUUGCCCUUUCUAUAUCACUAAAUGGGGAGGGAAGGUAGGUCCCAGUUAGAUCCUGGCUAGAUGGGAGCCAGGUCCUGGGGUCCUAGGAUGGAAAAGGUGAAGCACCAGCCUAUGCAAAGCCAGGAAUCCUGUGCCCCUGGGGAAGAUGGCGAGAUUGGACGAAGACCCUAGGGACUCAUGGAUUCAUUAGUGUCCUACAAUAAUGGCUUCGAACUCUAGAUGCUCCAUCGUACAGUGCAUCCGGGGUCACCACCACCACGAAUGCAGUUGUAUUGCUUGGUGAGCAUGCACAGCUUGGAAGGGCAGAGAGGUGUCUGCAUCACACCCUGGUGGUACUGCACGGAUGCCCCCAUGCAAGCUCCCCAGACUGCAGAUUGGACAGCAGGUGCUGGAGAGGUCUUCUUUCUAACCACUGGAGAGCAUCACGUCCACCAGCAGGGUUGGGUGGCAUUAAUGCUCUUGAACAAGAUUCCCUGACCCCCCUCCGUCCUCCAUCGCAGCAGGGCAGCAGAAGGUUCCUUCUCCUGAGGCGACUUCUGAGAUGCUGAAACUGUGGAGCUUGUAAACACUGACGUUACGUGAGUCACCCAAGAACGGGGUGCCAGCUGCAGGUCCCCUAAAGCUGGAUCUCCAUGCAAUUGCCAGGCCUGCCUCGUGUGAGCUGGCACAAAGCAUGACGAGCUAGAUGUUUCUUGCACUACCCUUUGCUGGUGAGCAGAUGUUUCAGCACCUCUCCUCAGAAGGCACUUAGUACUCAAGGAACAAUAGCUGACGUGCGGCCUGUCGCUAAGGAGAGAGAGUCUGAUGAGUUCUGCAGGGACGGAACCAAAUGAAGUUGGACCAAAUACCAAUAUCCCUGUUUAAAAAAGUCCAUUCUACCAGCGUGAAUAACGUGGCAGAGGAGCUGAUCUAGGGUUAUCCUGCCCCAUUGUUACACGUUCAGGGGAACCCAAUGCAGUUUUGAAGAAGGAAACUGAGGGAUACACCCAGGAGUACCCAGGAAAUACCCACAUCAUUUAGUGAGGGCUACCGAGGUGGCAUUCCAAGAAACCACUUGGAAUAGAGUGCCAGGUCUUAGUGUGCUUGUGCCAGGUUGUAGGACCCUGAGGACAAAAAGAGCUGUCCUGCUGACUCAUCCUGGCAGCUAGAUCAGGUGGAUCCUAUUAGCCUCAACCCAGGAUAUAAAAGGAAUUUUUGAGUGUCUCCCUGAGACAGAGAAAGCACUAGGGUCAGGAACAGAGGAGGCCCUUCAGGGAGCAGUUGCAGAAACAGCAAAACUCAUGCGCAAGCUCCGGUGAGACGUUUCUAAUUGUUGUUAUGGACCUUAAAGGUAGAGGGGACACUAGGAAAAAGGGUAAGUUUGGACUUGAGCCUGGAUGUGUGAGGAGAAAAGGGGGAAUGCCCAUGCUGCUGACACAGAGUGGCACCCUGAGAAAUGCCCACUAUCCGGAUGGAUCACUGAGGAUGACCCAAGAACCACCCAGGCGGGGCUCUCUCUCACAGAACUAACUGAAAUGCCAGGUAGUGAAAGCAGCCCCUUUGCUAUUCAGCUAUCCAGGCCCUCAUUUUCAGCUCCCCUGCCCUCCAAGCUGGGCCCUUUGGACAACCCCGAGUGCACCAGUAUCUUUCCAUCUUUGCCCUGUUAAUAUCCCCCAUUUGGAAAUCAACUGGCUAAUUAACGGUAGGGCCCCAGGCUGAGAUAAGAUAAGAGGCAUUUAAUGCUUAUUUAAAAGGCGAUCUCUCCCCCGAUAGGGCCCUUUAUCUGAAAUCUCCCUGGGAAGACCAGGGCAUGUGCGUCAGCAGGUUGCUUCUAGCCAUUCCAACCCGCUGGAGGGGGAACCUGUGCCAAGAUCUCCAUACUGUACAUUCCUUCUCUGCUGCUGUCCUGCUUCCCAGGCAUGCACACGCCUUCCACACGUGCCUCGGCCCCGCGCUGGGCGAAGCAGAGGAAAGUUACUGUGCACAGGGUUGUAGGAAGUAAAUCUCAUGUUCCUUUACUGCGCCUCUGCUGAUCCCUCAUGUUCAGAGAUAAUCCUGCUCUUCCCACACCCCUGUCCCUCCCGGUUCCUUAUUGCCUGAUCCAAGGACAUCACUUUUGUACACAUUCAGGACACAGCGCGGGCACUCUACCAGGGGGAUGGGCGUCUGUGGAAGGCUCCAUCUGCAGGGACUUAGAGAUGCGGCAAAGUGCAGCCCCUCUGAACUUCACAGCGACAAUGGGGGAGAGUUGAUGGUGUCGUUCUGGAUUUACAGCAGUGGGGACAGAGCACAGGAUUUGGCCCCUCUGGGUUGUAUGUCGACAUGUCAGUUGGAGGUGUGAUUGCAGCUCGGGUAGGCAUACCUCUGCUGGCUUGAAUCUAGCCAGCGGGGUUAAAAAUAGCAGUGAAGCCCUGGCAGGGUGGACCCCGGCACGGGCUAGCAGUGUGAGUACGUACCCUGGCUUCCAGGUGGGCUUGAACAGCCCGUACUGCUGUUUUUAGGUGUGCUCGGUGCUUGAGGGCAGGCCUACCUGCCACCAUUACAGUAUAGACUCUGGCUGGGUCAGCAUCCUGAGAGAUCUGCUGGCAGAAAGUGGCAGCUGUUUACUCAAGUUAUACUUCUUGGUAAUAAUAAUUAGCACUUACCGUCUUCAGAGCUGUUUACAGACAUAUAGGCCAAAAUCAUCAGCAGUGGCCAGUGAGUUUUAUUAUUAUUAUUUUGUGUUGCCGUAGCCCCUGGAGCUCACAGAUCAGGACCCCAUUGCUAAUGGAAGGUUAAAAUGCUAAGAGUUUGAUUCCCUUACAUUCUGGGGACAUCAAAAGAGCAGAAGAGAGAAAGUGCUGGCUGCAGAAGCUUUCCAAGCCGGGACCCAGUUCACCAUGGCCCUGCGACAUGACUCUUCAUUUACACCAGUGCAAAGUGGGCACAAAAUGCAGGUGUAAAUGAUGACACAUGGUGCAGGUUUAGCAGAGAAGCAGGCCUGAUUACUACCAGGUGAAAGGAGAGAGCUGGGUUCAUACUGGUCCCAGCACAAUUUGCUUCUUAACAUAUUCGCCCUGCCUGUCUCCUUGAGAAUGAGUUCUUACAAAAGACAACCCCUAAUCCACAGAUUCCUUUAUUUAUGAAAUCCCUACGGCGUGCAAAGGAAGCUGCAAAUAGGCUGUUAUAUAUUGUAGCAAAUCCAUGAUCACAUUGGCUCUUCCUAGAUGUUGCUGCACUGCACGCAGUGGCCAUUUAGAACUUCACAGUGACAGUAGGGAUAGACCAUGGAUCUUUCUAGUCCAAAAGCCCAACCCACUGGGUGAAAGGAGAAUCUCCAUUAGAUGCUGGCAGUAUAGGGCCUAUGACACACAUAUGAAUUAUGUUUCUAUCUUGUAGCGUGUGGUGGUGCACGUAUAUAUUAGCUGGGUCAGUGCAAUAUCUUGCACAGGAUGCUGCAACCCUUAAUACAGAGAGGAGGAUGGAGGAAAGGAAAUAAGUGCCCUGACAAAGAAAAUUAUUGAGCACUUGGAAACAGGGGACAGAUGGUUUGAGGGAUGCGAUUACAGGGGAGAAAUUGUCUGGAUAUCCCCCUCACCCCCUAGUCGAACCCUCUCUGCAAGGAUCUUAGCAGAAACUGAAAACACAGUUUACCUCAUUACCUACCCCCAGACAGCUACUGCAGAGAAGGGCAAAUGCUUCCCUCUGCACCUAGGCCAGGGCUGAUUUUUUGAGGCAUUAGCAGCCUCCUGAGUUGCAAUCUUCCAGCCUGAGAAGGACCUGGAUGUGGACAGUCACAUACUUUAAGGAAAAGUCCAAAUCCAAGUCCAAACUUUGCAGCUGCCUCCCGUCUCUACAAUGGGUUGAAUCAGAACCCUGAAUCCAAAUGCCUCCUGGACUUCGGGAGAAAUUUGGAUCUGGCUCCUGGUCCAAACUUUGCCCCCUCUCUCUACAAGCGGCUUGAUCCAGAUGCCAGGUAUACUUUGGGAGAAGCCCCGAUCUGGAUCCCAACAUGGCCACUUGGCCCAAUCUCUUCUGCAGUGUGGAGUGAUUCACCUUUCACCACCAAGGCCUGACUUGCUGCUACUGCAGUGGAAAACACCUGCAUGGCACCUGCUCGUCUCUCUCCAGGGGAAAACAAUUAAACCAGAAUAGCUUGCUGCCCCUUUGUGUUUCUUGGUGGAAUUGCAGGGGCUCCCGUCCUUGCAUGUCCCAUCUGUUCCGGUUGCUGCUGUCACUGAUGCUAUUUAGCCUCCUCUGUGGAUUUCAGCUGAUCCAGCUCUCCAAGCAAAGGCCUGAUCCUGUUCCCCGUUGAAGCCAGCAGCAAAAGUCCCUGGCGCUUAGAUACAACAGGGAUGAGGAACAUGUUAGCACCGAGAGGGACGAAGUCUCUGUUGGUUUCAGUGACGCAGGAUAGGGGCCCUAAGGGAGACAUAUCAGAGGGCAAGGGCUGGGUUUUCCCUACAGGGGCUUGGGUGAUGCGGGAUUGUUUGUCUCCAUCCAUACAGCUCUUCUUGCUCUGCACUUGUUCUCGAGCCUCGAAAUCCCAGGUCCACCUGUGACCAGUGCACUCCUCCCUCCCUCCUUCCAUUCCUUUGAUUCUGUUGUAAAUAAAAUUUUGUAUUUUCUCUGGACAUUGCUAAUAAAUUGUUGCAAAACUGGGAA
Molecule: messenger RNA, 6689 nt
Organism: Caretta caretta (loggerhead turtle)
Lineage: Eukaryota; Metazoa; Chordata; Testudines; Cheloniidae
Gene: FAIM2
Product: Fas apoptotic inhibitory molecule 2
Biological process (GO): negative regulation of apoptotic signaling pathway
Cellular component (GO): membrane; endoplasmic reticulum; Golgi apparatus
Source: RefSeq, a predicted model, not a curated record